Messenger RNA from Toxoplasma gondii ME49, 2839 nucleotides. RefSeq lists its product as hypothetical. The transcript is spliced from 12 exons. The record is from RefSeq and is a predicted model, not a curated record. NCBI's taxonomy places the organism in Eukaryota, Apicomplexa, Conoidasida, Eucoccidiorida, Sarcocystidae. Bases 1200 to 2543 code for a protein of 447 amino acids.
UUCGUAGUUCCGCACGUAGGUUAGUGCGCCCAAAACAGGGGCCUGUCCGUUGCCGCGUCGUGGCAUGCAUGGUAAUUCGUUUUCAUCUUGUUGUCUAGAGGAGAUACCCAGCAGUUUUUGAGGGCCACAUUGCCAUUGUUACCUCUGCGAAAUAAAGAUUUGUGGUAUAUGUAUCAAUUCCAGCAUCUAUCUGCCAGGUCGCCCUCAGUUACCGGUGGAUCGCUCCGGUCGUUUCUCCUAGUUCACGACUGAAACUAGAACUGCAAAGUCCUUCUUAUUCGAUGGUGAUCCCACGGCUCCUGAUGCUUAUAAGAUUGCUUUGGUGAAGUAGAUGUCUGCCCCAUUUUUGAAUGCAAACCGGACUCUUGGGGGGCCGGCACCCAUUGAGGACGUCCUUGCUCUCUGAAAAUUCGUAAACGGCCGCAAUGACUCCUUUUCGACUUCAGAAUGCCUUUCUCUCGCUGUGAAAUCUCCUUUUCUUUUUGUACAACAUAGAUGUCGCCAGCAGCUGCUGGGCGACCUGUCCGUUGCCACGGUAAAUGUAACCGACCGAUGUGGCCAGCUUUCGCCUUUUUCUGUCAUGUUCACGCGAUUGUCAGUAUGGCCUUCUCUGUUUUGUUACCUGUUCACGUGAAUGUCGACAAAACUUCUUUCUUGUUGAAUGCACUUCUUUUCUGAGACGGACCAAGAUCCAUGCCUCGUCUUCCAUCCAGGGUGACUGCACGGUGUCUGUACACUGCGCAGAAACUAUUGCUUGGGUGACUCAGACUUCUGCGUGUGCCUUGCUCUCCCUUUUUGCCACUUCUGCGGCAUCCUUUCUAACCAUCGCAACACACUUCUUUCCCCUUAUUGUCUUCAUCGUCUGUGUCUCGUCAGUAGAGUGCUUUUUCGAAUUCGCGUCUCGUACAGUCUCAGUCCAAGUGCUGCCUUCUUGCCCCAGGACCCGCAAGGAGUUCACGUUCAUUUGAAACCGAGCUUCCGCUCAUUGAAGUGUGUUUCCCGGCUGCUGUGCUCUAUUUUGUGGUCAAGAACAGCAAAACACGUUCAUCUGUGUAGAACGGAACGAUAUUUAUCCAGUAAGUCGGCGUAACUGAUUCGUGAAAACGUCCCUCACUGUUGUGUCGCUGUGAAAACUGGCCCCUGGAGAAGGGGCCGUUUUUGGCGCGUUCCGUCGUUUUCGCUCCCAUUUCCUGCCGAAAAUGCCGGCCGCGACGGCUCUUCCGAAUCCCUCAGUGCCGCGAGCCGCCUUGGUCGCAGCGCGUUUCCUCCGUCCUCCAGGGCGAUUUAAACGUGCAGAGCUGCGCGAGCACCCGAGAAGCAAAACAGGUGCCUUUGCGAACCUCGUCAAGACGGCGGUUAGACUAAGGGAGAAGGCUAGGGCCUUCUCCCUCGUCCCUCCUCCCAGGUUAAUUCCCAUUCCCCUCCCUGCCCGAAAGAAACACCUGGAGUCCGUCCGAGGUGUACCUACAGUUUCCUCAGACGUCCUUGCGCGACGACUUCACUUUUUGCUCGGCCCCGCAGCGAUUGAGCAACAGAAAGCGGCGAAAAUGCAGAGAGGUCUCACGCCGUACCAAACUGAACUCUUCAUGUGGGAGCGACAGAUGAGAGAAAUCCGCAAGAUUUACCGCGCUCAGUACCUCCAGAGGCUCGCGGAGGUCACGGAAGAAGAGCGGCAAAAGCAGCUUCAGCUCUACCUACAGGAGAAGCGAGAACGAAGACUCCGGCGAGAAGAGCAGCUUCAGAGGAUCUACGACGACAAGAAAAGGCGAGCUGUCUUGAAAGAUCGCAUGCGGAUCGAGAAGAAAGUCACCCAGUCCUUGCAGACGGCUCGCGUUUCUCGGCGAAAGGUUGCCCACGUUCUUUGGCUGAAGAAGCUGCAAGACUCAUCAGAUUUCCUUCAAGAGCAGGAGGAAGCUGCGCGGGGCGUCGCCGCCCUGGCACGAGCUCGGGCUAAGGAGACAGGCGAGGAGGAAGAGGAGCUCUUGGCGACGGAGAUGGCCAAGCUGAAAGAAAAUGCCUUCGUCAACUUGCCGUCUCGAAACGUGUCGGUCCCCGACCUCCUUGCUCAGUUGGGUCUUAACGACGAGAAGGUCAAGUCGAUAAAGAAAAAGAUCACGGGGACCGACAAUGUGUUCAGACACAUCAUGGAAGAAUCCUUUGCAGUCCUCCCUGAAGAUGGCCCCGAAUUUGAAGAGGACGGAGGAGUCUCCGCAAAGCAGCAGAAGUCGCAGAUUCUCUCAGAACGCCAACGGGCUGUUUUGACGUAUGCGGGUUUCACAGAGGCCGAGAAGUUGCGGCUGCUAGAUGAGAAAAUCGACAUGCUGAACAAGAAGCUCGACGAGGACUACGAGCUCAGGGGCGCGCCGCAGAACCUGGUGUAUCUACAGCUGCGCGACCACCUUCAGGCUGCAAAGAUCUCUUACCGAGAAAAGCUCUACGUCCGAGAGACUCAGAAACGGCUCCAGGAGCAGCAAGCGAAAUCUGCAUCGUCGGGAACAGGAACGUCAGAGAACGGCGACGACAAAAUCAAAGACACUCGCUAGGGGAAAUACGGGGAAAGAUGGUGCCACCCCAGUCGAAUGCUGACGCCCCGAACAGCGAAAAUUGUUUGUUGGGUCUCAUUGUCGGUAGAAAGUCAAAUGAAUGCACAGCGUGUUUGUUCCCUCUUUCCAGAUGGAGCAGCGUUGUCAGAUGUUCCCGAACCGGGGCAGAUUACUCCAGAGGGGUGUUACUGCGACCAGAAUUGUCAUACUGACGACAACACCCCCUGGGGAGACAAAAGAGAAACUGCCUCGACUCGCUGUUCCACUCCUUUCUCAGUCGAGUUCAGACGUUACAG